AUGAUCGACGAUUACCGGGUAGACAAUCGUUCAAGGCAAUGGGUAAAGUAAAACCGAAAGCCCUCACCAAACAGUGCUGCUCAAUAAGAACUGCAGCAUUCGGCGUCUUGGUUCUCUCUACAAUAUGCAUGAUAGCGUACGUGAUUCUACACACGAUGGAGCAUGGGCCUGAUGUGAGUCCGAACAGUAAAACGCUGGUUGCACAAUUAUCAAUGGACUCAAAAGUCGACGCAAUGUCCGUUCUAAGUGAACUAUCGGGAUUCAGAGAAACUAAUAUCGAAGAUGUUGGAAAAGAAAAUAUUGUAAAUACCGUGCAUUUUGUUUGGUGCGAAAAAAAAAAACGUUCAAUUUUGCGAAUUAUCUCAGCGUCCUCAGCGUGUGGAAAAGUUUACGACCCGAUAUCAUCGAGUUUCACCAGACUGUGCUACCGACAUACGACAAAUACGACGACUGGUUUGAAGAUUUACGAGCAACCAUUCCAAGUCUUUCUGUUAAACAACUUCCACCAAACUGGGACGGGAAAGAGAUGGGAUGUGGGGUGUUUUCCGGAUUGGCAGUCAUAGACGACAGGGGAGGUAUUUAUGUCGGAAACAACAUUAUUGUCAGCGAUGACAUUUCUUUGUAUCUACGAGACAACAUGACACUCCUAUUUGACACAUCUGCGUCACAUCCGGAAGCCAACCUGGCCGUUGCCAUGGCACACGAUCAUGACCCGGACUUCAAACAGUUUAUGCGCGCGUACGCAAAAUCGAAGACCGUCCCAGAAAAAAUCAAAUUAUGUGGAAACAUCGAGAAAGGACUUAAACUAAACGUCAAUGCACCGUGUUAUGUCAUCGAUACCCAUAUUACCCCGCGUGACAUUUUCGACCUUGACUCUCCUUUCGGGUCUUUGGCCCGGCGCCUGGUGUACGGUUCAGAGGAGAUAAAGCGACCAACGCCGGUAUUGCCAGGAACCAUUCCGAAAAUCGUUCACUAUGUAUGGUUUGGCGUACGGGAGAUGGACUUUAGGAUGUAUUUGAGUAUCCUGAGCGCAUUGUAUAUAGUUAACCCAGACAAAGUGUUCAUACAUGGUGACGGAGGUCUAACGGGCAAGUACCUUGCGAAAAUCCGACACGACAAACGAGUUGUACUUAUAAAGCGCGAGAGACCUUAUGAAGUGUAUAGACACCAGGUGAAAUACAUUGAGCACUCAAGCAACAUAGUGCAAGCGGAAGUGCUACUUAAAUACGGUGGUAUAUACAUGGACUGGGACGCUUUAUGGCUGAAGUCGCCAGAUGAACUGAUUCAAACGGGCUAUGAUGCAAUCGCGAAUUUCGAUCACAUGCAAUAUGGGAAGUUUCCGGAAACUAUCAAUUUGGGCGUUGUAAUGACUAAGCCGAAAUCAACUUUUAUUAAACGAUGGCAGGACGCUCUGCGAAACUUCAAAACAAACGACUAUUUGUACAAUGCUGUCGAACUGCCGUACAAAAUUUACGAGAAGUACCCAGAGUAUCUAUUUAUAGAACGCCACCUUCAGGUCAUGUGUUACGAAUUGAAGUGCCACCCGACGUUCAAGGACAAUUACAAGGAUUUCAUGAACGAGCAAGCGUUUGAUUGGAGGACUGAAGCGGAUGCCCUCCAUUUCACGAUUCCUGAUCCAGAGGAACUGAAAGACGAAAAGAAGUGUCGAAAUGUCGUGGGAAGGUUUGCGGAUAUAUGUCAUCAUAUAUUGAAACAUGAACUUAAAAUACCGUUAACUGUUUGAUGAGUGGUUUUCCGAAAAAAAUACGAUAGGUAUAUACUGAGGUAAAUUUAGAAUUUAGAUGUUAAACUAAAUAUUGUAGAUCUAAUUUUAGCUAGAUAUAUCCAACGAAAAAAAUUCGGUUUAUAGACUAACGAAAUUCCUCUGGUGGGGCUUUCGAGCGGAAUUGCGUUUAGAUGCCGUUAGCUAUUUGCAUAAACGUUUUGUUGUCCUAUCGUAUUAUAUAUUUUUUGGGGCAAUUUUCUUAAACUUGUUUCUUUGGUGGACCUCUACCAAACAGGAACAUAUGGUUCCGUUCCACUGCACAGUAUGGGUGCUAUAUCUUAACAUUUAAAUACUAUUCUAUCACGGCACGUGACUUGUUUUCUAUAUACAAAGAAGGAAGACUACUGAUGGUUAUUACCCCGAUAUACCAACGGUUGUUAAAAGUGACGUCACUUUGAUUGUCCGCGCACUGUUUAUGAAUGAAGACGACGUCAUUUGAUUUAAAUUGUUGUGAUGCCGUCACAUUUUCGCGGAAAAGUGGAGGACGUUCGGUUAAUAUAAUUAUCAUUUAUAACCUUUAAAUCGCGGAUAUUAUUAAUGAAAUCGUGUUAGAAUCGAAAUAAUCGACGGGUAACCAUUGGUUAUUGCGGUAAUAACCAACGGUAUGUCCUUCC
Molecule: messenger RNA, 2400 nt
Organism: Dreissena polymorpha
Lineage: Eukaryota; Metazoa; Mollusca; Bivalvia; Myida; Dreissenidae
Exons: 2
Coding region: 527-1744 (405 amino acids)
Source: RefSeq, a predicted model, not a curated record